AUAGUAAGGGAUGAUGGUCAAAUAGAUGCCUAGUAGUAAAGUACUGACAGCUCAUAUUCAUUAGCGAUAAUGAAUUGUGAUAUCGCGGCAAAUAAACAUGGCGCUUAUUUGAUACUGGAGUUUUUUACUUGGGAUAUGCCGCAAACGUUGUUGUAACUAGCAUCAAGUCAGCAAUUUUGUUUUUCGCAUUUGUUCAUAAACAAUCUAAACCAUUUAUGAUACUGUGAAUGUAUCAUCUAUAUUUCGAACCGUUUUCGCGAGGAAACGUUUGAUAAACCUGCACGUCAUACAUGUCAAAAUGGCCCGGGAAUAUGAUCAUUUAUUUAAGCUUCUAAUAAUAGGAGAUAGUGGUGUAGGUAAAAGUUCACUGCUCUUACGAUUUGCUGACAAUACAUUUAAUGGCAGUUACAUAACGACAAUAGGAGUGGAUUUUAAAAUUCAAACCGUGGAUAUAGAUGGUGAGAGAGUAAAGCUCCAAAUUUGGGAUACAGCUGGACAAGAACGUUUUCGGACAAUAACUUCAACUUACUACAGGGGAACACAUGGUGUUAUAGUUGUGUACGAUGUGACUAGUGGCGACUCUUUUGCUAAUGUUAAAAGAUGGUUACAUGAAAUUGAGCAAAAUUGUGAUGUGGUCAACAGGGUACUUGUAGGAAAUAAGAAUGAUGCACCUAAUGAAAAGGUGGUAUUAACAGAAGAUGCACAAAGAUUUGCUAAUCAAAUGGGAAUUCAGUUAUUUGAAACUUCUGCUAAAGAUGACAUUAAUGUGCAAGAAAUGUUUAUGGCUAUAACACGGCAAGUAUUAAGAACUAAAAAAGAAAGAAAGGAGCGACAAGCCAUACAAACAAGUGAAACAGUCAAUUUAAGAAAAAGCACAAAACAGAGCAAAAAGAAGUGUUGUUAACAGCAUUAUAUAAGCAUGCAGUUUAUCGUUAAUAUCGUUUAAUAGAGUAACAAAAAUGGAGCAAAAGUAAAGUGGGGAGCAUGCAAUAGCAACAAA
Habropoda laboriosa is the source of this 1000-nucleotide messenger RNA. RefSeq names its product ras-related protein Rab-35 (gene Rab35). The transcript is spliced from 4 exons. Gene Ontology annotation, cellular component: plasma membrane; endosome membrane. NCBI's taxonomy places the organism in Eukaryota, Metazoa, Arthropoda, Insecta, Hymenoptera, Apidae. The record is from RefSeq and is a predicted model, not a curated record. Bases 299 to 904 code for a protein of 201 amino acids. Gene Ontology annotation, biological process: endocytic recycling. Gene Ontology annotation, molecular function: GTP binding; GTPase activity.